Molecule: messenger RNA, 1241 nt
Organism: Erinaceus europaeus (western European hedgehog)
Lineage: Eukaryota; Metazoa; Chordata; Mammalia; Eulipotyphla; Erinaceidae
Gene: EN2
Product: engrailed homeobox 2
Exons: 3
Coding region: 1-891 (296 amino acids)
Biological process (GO): neuron differentiation; multicellular organism development; regulation of transcription by RNA polymerase II
Cellular component (GO): nucleus
Molecular function (GO): RNA polymerase II cis-regulatory region sequence-specific DNA binding; DNA-binding transcription factor activity, RNA polymerase II-specific
Source: RefSeq, a predicted model, not a curated record
AUGGAGCGGCGGGAGCCCCGGGCCAGCGACGCGGCGGUGGCCCCGGGUCAGAGGCGGGCGGACUACAGCCCGGGCGGCGCGGGCGAGGGGGACCCGGGCGGGGGGCGGCCCCCGAGGCGGCCCGCGGCUCCCCCGCACCCGCACCCGCACCGCGUCACCAACUUCUUCAUCGACAACAUCCUGCGGCCCGAGUUCGGGCGGAGGAAGGACGCGGGGGGCGCGGGGCCUCCCCCGGACAGCGGCCCCGAGUCCCGCCCCAGCGCGCCCGGAGCCGGAGCCGGAGCCGGAGCCGGAGCGGGACUCGGACUCGGACCCGGACCCGGAGCCGGAGCCGGAGCCGGAGCGGGACUCGGACUCGGUCUCGGAGCCGGAGCGGGGCCGGGCGGCCACCCCGAGGGCCCCGGAGACCCCGGCCAGCCCGGCGCCCUGGACGCGGCGCUCUCGGCCCGCGGCCCCGGCGACCUGUCGCUCAGCUCCGACUCGGACAGCUCGCAGGCGGGGGCCCCGGGCGCGCAGCGCAUGCUCUGGCCGGCCUGGGUCUACUGCACGCGCUACUCAGACCGGCCGUCGUCAGGUCCCCGGUCCCGCAAACCAAAGAAGAAGAACCCCAACAAAGAGGACAAGCGUCCGCGGACGGCCUUCACCACGGAGCAGCUGCAGCGGCUCAAGGCCGAGUUCCAGACCAACAGGUACCUGACGGAACAGCGGCGGCAGGGCCUGGCCCGGGAGCUGGGCCUCAAUGAGUCGCAGAUCAAGAUCUGGUUUCAGAACAAGCGAGCCAAGAUCAAGAAGGCCGCUGGCAGCAAGAACUCCCUGGCCGUGCACCUCAUGGCGCAGGGGUUGUACAACCACUCCACCACGCCCAAGGACGGCAAGUCGGACAGCGAGUAGGGGCCUGAGGCCGCCGCAGGGCCGGCACCGCGUCGGGUGGGGGCCAGGGUCUCCUCCCCUUCCUCCUCUCCCUCCUCCUCCUUCUUGGUGCGAAGAGGGUUUGCUCUCCUUCUCUCUCUCUUCCACCCUGCAGUCUUGACUGUGGGACAUUGGACACUUUCUGUUUUGUUCUGUUGGUUUCGUUUUUUUUUUUUUCUACUUUUUUCUUUUUACGCAAAAGAAAAAAAAAGAUUAAAACAACUUGCUGACGUCCAAAGAUUUUUGUCUUGCUGCAUUCUCACAGAACUGUGAGCCCGGAUCCACAGCUCCUACUUGGUCAGAGACAACUUCCCGAAGUGGCCCCUGCGGCA